ACCGAUACGGUGCGGUAUAUGGUUUUGAAAUAAAGUAACUUCGGUAAGUACAUGGUAUCUUAAAUCAAUUAUGUUGUUCAUCAAUAAUAAGAAAAAAACUUUCAUAAUUUAUUUAAAGAAAAAAAUGCUUUAGAAUUCAAAUUCUCUUAAACUACUUACAUUAAUCUUUUCUUUACCGAGUACCUAGAGCUGUCUGGUUGUAUAUUAUUGAUCUUGAUCGAUAUUAUUAACUUUGUCCAUACUAACUGCUUUGACUUUACAUCUCGCAUUCACAACGUUGUGCAUCUGCUCUUACAAACACAACAAAGAAGCUUAAAGUCUGCUCUGCCUUUGUUUUCUGUUACAAUGCACGUUAUUUCUGGCAGGGACCAUAGCUCAGGAAGUCAGACGCAAACUCUGAAGGAACUGACAAAGAUAAUGGGAUAAGAAUGGAAUAACUUUAAAUGAUGUGUUCUUACAUGGGGCAUGUGUCUAGGUCAUCCUUUGCCAUGUCUUCUAAAUUUUUAAUCAUGGUUAAUGCACAUUGAAUUUAUCUUUAUGUAUAUUAUCAUGAAAGAGAAUGGUACCUUGUCAUCAUCACUAAAGAUACCUGUGAUUAAAACUUUUGAUAAGUUAACAACUAACAAUAAAUUGAACUGAAUUAACAAGUUUCUGUUUUGCUAAGUAUAUGUGUCAUCUUUUCUUGUACCGUUUGUUGGAACCUUGGAAAUUUUUGUCGUCAGUUGUUGCUAUAGAUUACCAAAUUUAGUUAAGAGCAUCAAGAAAACUCGAGGCAUUUCCGACCCAGAGUCAUGAGUAUGCAUACUGGAACGAGAAGGUGAAGAUAACGUAGUGACCGAUCUCAUAAAGCCUAUAAAGAAGAAAAAACGAAUUGAGAGCAGGGCAAACACGGGCCCAAGGUGAUAGCAGGUGCCAAGGAGAAGUAAACCUCCACAGUUGACAGGUCACACCCGCUGUGAAUCCUGGAUGUUAAUCAGAUGUGAAAUCAGUAUGCACUCAACCUUAGGAAUACACUGUAUAUAAUCCUCCAACAGUAACAGGUGGCAUAUUGUUGAGCAACUGAUAGUGUCUAUAUAUGGAAAGGGGUUCAGGUGAGUGUUUGAUCCAUGAACCUCCUAUUGAAUUUUUUUUCUUGCGCUUCAUUUACAUGGUAAAAGCUUCAUGAACAUAAAAUACUAGUUCAAUAUUUUCUUGGAUUCCGUGGCCGAGUGGUUAGAGCAUCGCGCUUAAAAUCACACGGACUGUCACCUCUGUUGGCGCGGGUUCGAAUCCUGCUCGCGCCGGUAAGUGAGAAAGUUUACCAGUUUACUUUCGGAUGGUUGGUGGUCUCUUCCCAGGUACAUUGCUUCAGGGAUCUCUCUUCCACCAAUAAAAACUGGGCGCUACCAGAUAACUGAAAAAUUGUUGAGUGUGGCGGUAAACAACAAAACAAUCAAUCUUGGAGACAGAGUGGCAGCAUGCAUGUACUAUUAAAUUCCAAUGGAAUGUUGCUAGCGAAUAUUUUCAUAGCGUAUACGUCUUAUCGUCCAGGAAAACGAUUCGGUGAGGAUGAUAACGAUUCAAAUUCCACAUGUUAUGUGUUAAUAAAAUCGGUUCUUCUUUAUUCAAGCAGUCUUUAUUUUUUUUUUACUGUGACAUCCUCAUUCUAGUCAAAUUGUGACAAUAUAGUUACCAUUAAAAACCAUAUUGGUCGCGUGAUGUAAAGCAAGUUCUAUUAUAUUUAUGUUCCUUUGUUGUGAUCAUAUCAAACCUCGCUUUUCGUGAUAAAACAUUUCCUUAAACACAUGGCAUACAGAUACUUCAUACAUUGGUAUCCAGAUCAAUAGUGAAUUUAUUUUCAGAGUAUUUCCAGAUAUGUUAACACGUCUACUGAUUCACCUUUUCAUACAGGCUUAUUUUCCACCCACAACAUAUACGAAAAACCAAAUGCUUCCAAAAUGCAGACCCGAUUUCAUGUGGUUGAAAGAUACGGGGAGGUGUGUUGAAUGUCUGUUGGGUUACUAUGGACCAGAAUGUAUCUACAAGUGCCCUUACCCAUCAUUUGGUCGUCGUUGUUUGGACGGAGUCUGUAACUGUUCACGAGAGUUCUGUAAUGUCUCUACAGGGUGUGUAUCAGCAGGAAAACAUACUCCACAAGUAUCCUCGACUCUCUUGACAACGGAUUCCUCAUCUUUUUGGAACUCUGAAUCUACCCCUGAUGCGUCAAAUUUACAAUCUACCAUCCAUUCAAAACCAGACCACACAGAAACUGUUUCAAAUAGCAGUUCUUUAUUGGUGAUGAUCAUCAUUUCAAUAAUUAGUAUCAUCCUUGUCGGGUUCCUCGUUACAGUUGUAGUCUUUCAACUUAAAGAAAGAUUGCGAAACUAUGGAAACAAAGCUACCAUGUUACAUCCUAAGGACAAGUAAAUGUCUAUUGUGAAGUAGAAGACAACGAGGUGGUUGAGGAUGGAAUUAACAAUACAGAAACCAAACCAAAGUUUAUGAAUUUAUUGAUCGAUUUCAAAAAGGACGCAACAAAGUAUACAACUAUAUCGUCUAGAAAAUAGUGAAACACCUCGGCACAAAUCGGUGAAUAUAUUGACAUGGAUAAGAGGACUAAGAAGGAUAAUUACAUCUCCAUGGACACAUAGAGUUUUGUCAAGGUCAUCGCUGUAUUUAGUGAAAAUGUUAAUGAAACUCAUUAAGUCAAAUCCAUAAUAAUAUGAUAGGUUUUUUUUUUCCAAACCGAGCAUGACCUGUUUGUGUAUCUGAAUAUAUUCUAAAUAUAUGUUAGAGAAA
Molecule: messenger RNA, 2778 nt
Organism: Ostrea edulis (European flat oyster)
Lineage: Eukaryota; Metazoa; Mollusca; Bivalvia; Ostreida; Ostreidae
Exons: 5
Coding region: 1855-2406 (183 amino acids)
Source: RefSeq, a predicted model, not a curated record